Morone saxatilis (striped sea-bass) is the source of this 3442-nucleotide messenger RNA. RefSeq names its product hyperpolarization activated cyclic nucleotide-gated potassium channel 2b (gene hcn2b). The record is from RefSeq and is a predicted model, not a curated record. Gene Ontology annotation, cellular component: membrane. Bases 1 to 3147 code for a protein of 1048 amino acids. The transcript has 8 exons. Gene Ontology annotation, biological process: potassium ion transport; transmembrane transport. Gene Ontology annotation, molecular function: voltage-gated potassium channel activity. Lineage: Eukaryota; Metazoa; Chordata; Actinopteri; Moronidae.
AUGGACGAGGCGGAGGACGGCGACGAGGAGCCCAAAUUCCAGCAGGAUCAUGGGAGCAGCGGAGGAACCAACACGAAGAAAUUGACGCCAGGAGGCGGAGCCGCGUCCAUUGCGCGCAAAAACUCCAACAACAAUGAGCUGUGGCUCCUGAGAGGCGAGGACUCCGCACCUGUCAGUGCCAGUGGCAGCACCGCCUCUGCUCUGUUAUGCCAGAGGGAUGCUGCCGGCGGCUCAGAGUCGGAACCCAGAGGUGGAAGGGACACGGUCACAGAGGCGGGCGUAAUAGGAGCGGGGGCCAUCGGUAUGAUAUGCAACAAAAACGGAGACUGUAGAAGGGACCCGACCAGUUCAGGGAGCCUCUCCUCUCUCAUCUCAAGGCAGCAGACGCAGGCAGAUGGAGUAGCAGCAGCAGCAGCAGCUGAAGACGGCAAGGCUGCAGUCAUGGAUGGCUCUAUCACUUCAGCGGGGUCCCUGACACAGGGGCCCGGGGCCGAGGUCAAGACCGCGGCAGCGAUGGAGAAAAAGGACUCCAGAGUUUCCUUCUCCAAUGCACCGACUGGUAAAGGACAGACCUCGGGUCAGCAGUCGAGAAACUCUGUCACAUUCUCUAAAGCUGAGGAUGGCUCUCAGAUAGUGCCGGACGACGGAGACUCCAGGGGGAAUCAGACUUACAUGCAGCGGCAGUUUAGUUCCAUGCUUCAGCCCGGAGUUAACAAAUUCUCCCUGCGCAUGUUUGGCAGCCAGAAGGCGGUGGAGAAAGAACAAGAGCGCGUAAAGUCCGCGGGUAAUUGGAUUAUUCACCCAUACAGCGACUUCAGGUUCUACUGGGACUUCACCAUGCUGAUGUUCAUGGUGGGAAACCUGAUCAUCAUCCCUGUGGGCAUCACCUUCUUCAAGGACGAGACCACCACGCCCUGGAUCAUCUUCAACGUGGUUUCUGACACCUUCUUCCUCAUGGACCUGGUGCUGAACUUCAGGACCGGCAUUGUGUUCGAGGACAACACAGAGAUCAUCCUCGACCCCGAGAAGAUUAAGAGGAAGUACCUGAAGUCCUGGUUUGUGGUGGACUUUGUCUCCUCCAUACCCGUGGAUUAUAUCUUCCUCAUCGUGGAGAAAGGGAUCGACUCGGAGGUGUACAAGACGGCCCGGGCGCUCCGCAUCGUCCGCUUCACUAAGAUCCUCAGUCUGCUGCGGCUGCUGAGGCUGUCCAGACUCAUCCGGUACAUCCACCAAUGGGAGGAGAUCUUCCACAUGACCUAUGACCUGGCCAGUGCUGUGAUGCGAAUAUUCAACCUGAUUGGUAUGAUGCUGCUGCUGUGUCACUGGGAUGGCUGUCUCCAGUUCCUGGUUCCCAUGCUGCAGGACUUUCCGUCUGACUGCUGGGUCUCUCUCAACAAGAUGGUGAAUGACUCAUGGAGUGAGCUCUACUCCUUUGCCCUCUUUAAGGCCAUGAGCCACAUGCUGUGCAUUGGAUAUGGAAGACAAGCCCCAGAGAGCAUGUCGGACAUCUGGCUGACCAUGCUCAGUAUGAUUGUCGGAGCCACCUGCUACGCCAUGUUCAUCGGCCAUGCAACCGCUCUCAUCCAGUCUCUGGACUCAUCCAGACGGCAAUACCAAGAAAAGUACAAACAAGUGGAGCAGUACAUGUCGUUCCACAAACUACCAGCCGACUUCCGACAGAAAAUCCAUGACUACUAUGAGCACAGAUACCAGGGCAAGAUGUUUGAUGAAGAGAGCAUCCUGGAGGAGCUUAAUGAGCCUCUGCGCGAGGAAAUCGUCAACUUCAACUGCCGUAAGCUGGUGGCCUCCAUGCCACUGUUUGCCAACGCUGAUCCCAACUUUGUGACAGCCAUGCUGACCAAACUGAGAUUUGAAGUCUUCCAGCCCAAAGACUACAUUGUCAGAGAGGGCACCAUCGGCAAGAAGAUGUACUUCAUCCAGCACGGGGUGGUCACCGUCCUCACCAAAGGAAGCAUCGGCAUGAAGCUGAUGGAUGGAUCCUAUUUUGGUGAGAUCUGCCUGCUGACCCGUGGCAGACGGACGGCCAGUGUGCGAGCAGACACCUACUGUCGCCUGUACUCUCUCUCUGUGGACAAUUUCAAUGAGGUGCUGGAGGAGUAUCCCAUGAUGAGGAGGGCCUUUGAGACAGUUGCCAUUGACAGAUUGGACAGGAUAGGCAAGAAGAACUCAAUCCUGAUGCACAAAGUUCAGCAUGAUCUGAACUCGGGUGUUUUCAACAACCGCGAGAAUGAGAUGAUCCAGGAGAUAGUUAAAUAUGAUCGGGAGAUGGUUCAGCAAGUUGAUGUACCACGACCGCGGGCCAUGUCCAUGACACCUCCUCUACAUGGUGGGAUCUUUACUCAUACAGGUUCCUCCACCCAACCCCAGAAUUCAGCAAUUGCCACUCUGCAGCAGGCCGUAGCAAUGAACUUUUGUCCCCCCAUGCAAGGGAACUCAGUGGGAGCAGGAAACCUGCAGUCUCCCAGGAUGGUGAGAAGAUUCCAGGUAAUGGAAAACGUACCCAGCCCUGUCUCAGCCUCUCCACUGCAGUCUCAGCUCCUUGCUUCUGGUGCCUUUGCUCCUACCCUGUCCAGCCCACCUGUCCAGAGCCCGCUGGCAGUUGUAGGACGGUCAUUCCAGUAUGGAUCCAGUGGCCUAGCUGGUCCAACCUCAGGCUCCCAGCUUUCUCUAGCCCAGCAACACAUAGCCAGCCCUGCACACCGGCCCAGCACACAUAAGAGUACCCAUUCCUUGCAAAUGGGCAGUCUGAGCCAAGACGCUAGGGCGUUGUCAGCCUCUCAGCCCUCACUGCCUCAUGAGGGGGUGCAACCAGGUGCCCCUAGUCCGCCCCAGUCUACACGAGUCUCCUCCACGUCCAUUGGACCCCCUCAGACCCCAUCAGGGCACACGGGCAUCCGGAGUGCAAUACCACAUAGGGUGGUACUGCCCCACCAGAUGUCUGUGGGCGCCUUUCCUGUAGCAUCUCUGCCUGGUUCUGUGCAGGGUUUUGGGGCCGGUGCAGGUCUGGCAGUAGGGGGUGUGGGAACAGGUCUGGGGGACUCGGGACGACCCAAGAAGGACUCUAUAGUGAGCCUUCCUGAGACAGACCACAUCAAAGUCAGAUCCAGGCUAUCCUCAAACUUGUGAUCUUAAUGAAAUCUUCUUGACAGGUGACUCAAUGAGGGGCUUGACUGCAGGAACACAGGGGGGAUUUCUGCUCUUUCUCCUACAGUUCCUUUUCUCUCUAUCUGCUCCAGUUUGACUAUCCGAAUGUAUGAAUGUUGAGUGAGUGGCAGCAGGGAGACUGAGAGGAGACUGUUUUAACAUAAUAAAGUCUGUAUGGUGACUUUUAAAUCUGCAGCAUUGAGAUGUUUCUACUUACAGACAUAGCAGUUGCACAGAUAGUAGUAGUGGUAAAGUAGCAUCUUCCCAUCUCCAACUC